Messenger RNA from Balaenoptera acutorostrata (minke whale), 2768 nucleotides. It is a transcript of the gene TMEM82, whose product is annotated as transmembrane protein 82. Lineage: Eukaryota; Metazoa; Chordata; Mammalia; Artiodactyla; Balaenopteridae. Bases 1420 to 2451 code for a protein of 343 amino acids. The record is from RefSeq and is a predicted model, not a curated record. The transcript has 6 exons.
UUCUGAUCAAGGUGUCGGCAGGGUUGGUUUUCUCUGAGGCCUCUCUUCUUGGCUUGUAGGUGGCCGUCUUCUCCGUGUCCCCACAUGGUCUUCCCUCUGUGUGUCUGUGUCCUAGUCCCUUCUUAUAAGGACACCAGUCAUAUUGGAUUAGGAUCCACCCUUAAUGACCUCAUGUUAACUUACUCAUCAUUACUUCCUUGGAGAAUUGCUUUCUUUAGGACCCUGCCUCCAAAGAAUCGCAUUCUGAGGUUAGAACUUCAAUAUACGAAUCUGGGGAGGGGAAGGGGACACAAUUCAGCGCAUCAACUGAGGGCUUUUACUGAGGGUCUCCUAGGUGCCCAGCACUGUGGACAUUUGCACAGAUUCUCACGACAGUCCUGAAAGGUAGCGCUUGAUGGUGCCCAUUGUUCAGGUGAGAAGACUCAGGUCCCGGGAAAGGAAGUGACUUGCCCAAGGUAGUAGAGCUGGGCGUCCUCAUCCCAGGCUCUUUCCCCACGCUGCAGCCACCCUCCCACCAUGGGCGUGUUCCUAAGGCCUGCACCGACCUUUGUUCUAGGGAAGUGGAUGCUGAGCCCCUGAAGGGGCAGGACUGGCCGAGAAGUCAAGCAGCCUGAACUACCUUCCCUGCCACACCCCAUGUCUGCAAAGAGCUGCUCCCCAGGGGCAGCCCUACUGCACACUCCAAACCAAUAAAGUUUUCUAUUUUGUCUACUUCAACGACUCCCCCCUGCUGGCAGCCUCAGUCUCCCGACCCCUGAACCCACACCCGUGGCUCUCUCUCGGUCUGAGAAAGGAGGAGCCAAAAGAACGGGAGCGAGCCAGCCCCGCCCCUCAGGCCAAGUGAGGCCUGCCACCUAGUGGACACGGGGAGGAUCGUCAAGGCGGACUGCCCUACGGCGCAGGAGGGGAGGGCCCAGCGCUGGAUCCCAGCACCGGGCUGUGGCGGGAGAGACGCCCCCCUCCAGACCUUGGGCUGAGAGGGAAGAGCCUGACCUCAGGCUGUGGGGAGAUCGAAGCCCCCCUUCCAGACCUUGGGCUGAGGGGGGGACCCAGACCGGAGGCUGGGGGAGGGCAGAAGAGGCGAGGCCUGGGGCUUCAGGAAGGGAUGGGUGGCAAGGCCCAGGGGUGGGUUGGUCUCUGUCCUGAGAAAAGCAGGACAGAACCAGCCCACCCAGAGAUGCCCCCCACCACAUGCUGCCCAAAUGGGGAGCCCCUGGGCAGCGGUGUUAACCCAGCAGCCCAAAGGUUUAAGGCCCUGGCUCUCCUCCCCUCCCCUCUCCUCCCCUCCCUUCCCCUCGCCUGGGCUUUUGACCCCUCCCAGCCCCUCCCCUCGUCUCCACCACCUUUGCCCGGUGGUGGUGACGUUGCGGUCUCGCUGGCGCAGACCAGGCCGGAGGCUGGGGCUGGAUCCUGGCGGCCAUGCUCUCCCUGCUGUCCCUCCCCUCCUGGCUCCCCAGCCUCCCCUCCCUUGAGUGGGGCUCCAGCCUCCUCGACGCCCUCCUGCAAGGCCUCGUCGGGGCCUGCGGAGUCUCCGUCCUGAACAACCUCCUGAAGGUCUACUUCUUCGUGGGCUGUACCAAUGACCCGGAGCGGCGGCUUGAAAAGGAGCGGCUGCGGGCCCAGUGGGCCUCGCUGGAGACCGUGCACCUGGCAGGGCUGGCCCUGAUCCUGACCGUCGUGGGGGUCCGGGUGGCCGCCCUCGUGGUGCUCGAGUUCUCCCUCCGGGCUGUCUCCAUGCUGCUUUCCCUGGACAAGGGCGCCCGGGGCACCGAGAGGCUGCAGCUGUACCUACUGUGCCAGUACUCACUGGGCUGUGGGCUGACCUGCAGCCUGAGCUUCCUGCAGGAGGGCGCCCCGCAGCGCAUGCUGAACCUGCUGCUGGGCCUGGGGCUGGCCGCGCUGCUCAGCUCGGGCACCCGGCGCCUCCGCCGCCACGUCUGCCAGCUCUACGAGCUGCACAGCAGCCAGCGCUACUGUGGGGUCUGCCUGGGCCUGCUGGCUGGCGCUCGCGGCCUCCCCCGGCUGCUGGGCCGCGCCCUGGCCGUGACCUUUGCAGUGGGCAACCUGGCAGCCGUGGCCCUCCUCAACCGGGACUUCCUGACCACCUCGGAGGCUGUGCGCUUCUGGAUGCCGCUCACCAUCUGCUACACCCUGCUGCUCAUCUACAUGCAGGAGGAGCAGCAGCGGCAUCCCGGCCUGCAGAGCCAGGUCCAGACGGUGCUGGUACGCAUGUGCGGCCUCUUGCUGCUGCUGCUGACCGUGGGCCGCUGGCUGGACCUCCUGGGCAUCCUCAUCUCCCUGUUGGGCGAGCUCUGGUGUCUGCUGGGCACCCGCACCCUGUUUGAUCUUUGCCAGAUACAGGAUUUUCCACCCCAGAGGCCUUCCGCGUCAGCUCCAAGCCAGCCCCAGCCCUCGGCACCUGCCCAGCCGCAGGGGACGGCCCCCUCCUGACUUACCUCAGCAGGGACUUGGAGUCUCUCAGAGCCGCCCGGGCUCACCUGGCGGCAGAAUGGCAGGGCUGCCCCCCACCUGGAGCACUGGGGACCCCCCGGGAGGGAGGGGAGGAUUUGGGGCUGGGCCCCGCAGAGGGUGGGGACACAUGGAGGCUGCUGGGUUAACCCUUUUUCUCAGGGUGGGCAAUGGAUACAGCCCCUCAGCCCUGCCUUCCCGGAGCGUUGGGGGGUGGGGAGAGAUUGUAUCCUCAGAAUGGCUUCCCCCUUUGCCAACCUCCCUUGCCCUUUCCACAAACAAUAAAGGUGAUUCUCUCA